CAGUUUGAUCAACAGAAGGACUCUGCACGCUACCUUGCGGAACUUAAUGCGUGGCUUGAAUCUUUUGUCAAUGGUGGCAUUUCUCAAAUCCAAGGGCUUGCCGCGAACGUCCAGCAGAUAUCCGAGCAGCUUGGUCUAGAAACGACACCAGACCAAGCAGGCGCUCCAAAUUCCGGACAACCAAACCCAGUGAUCGCACGCGUUCAGGGUCAAGCCGCGAUUCAAGCGUCGUUGGAUGGCCUGUCUGCCCUGAUGCUGCGUGACCUUGCUGGCGGUGAGUGCACCCCGUCCGCCCGCUGUCAUCACGCUGAUCAUCUGGCAACAGAGCUCAAGGCCGAAAUCAAGGGAGAAAGGCUGCGUUUCGUGGAUGCGAUGAAAGAAGCCACCGCGAUCAACGUCGGAAUUCACGUCGAACAGUUCAAGAAGGAACUGACACGCGAGGUCCUUUCAAUGACGCAGGAAGUGAACCGGCUUCAAACCGAACGGCAAGCGCUGGAGCAGCAGAUCGCCGAGCUCUUCGCGUUUUAUGCACGGAGGCAGCAAGCGGGCGCUGUUACUGGGGUGCGUACAUGUCCUCAGCGACUCUGCCCUGGUCAUAUCGAGCGUAGAACCUGA
Molecule: messenger RNA, 615 nt
Organism: Punctularia strigosozonata HHB-11173 SS5
Lineage: Eukaryota; Fungi; Basidiomycota; Agaricomycetes; Corticiales; Punctulariaceae
Exons: 4
Source: RefSeq, a predicted model, not a curated record